Molecule: messenger RNA, 1368 nt
Organism: Podospora pseudopauciseta
Lineage: Eukaryota; Fungi; Ascomycota; Sordariomycetes; Sordariales; Podosporaceae
Exons: 3
Coding region: 1-1323 (440 amino acids)
Source: RefSeq, a predicted model, not a curated record
AUGACGACCGAAGUGCAAGAGCUGAGCGUGGAGACUCUCGGUCACGAGCCCACUGGGUGGGACUACGACCACGAGAACGACCCCAACGCCCCACCCAACAUCGAAGCUGAGUUGGAGAAGCUUCAGCCAGACCAUGGCCACAACGACUACUCCCAGCUCGUGGCCAUUCCUAUCUCUGAGGAGGAGAUUGAGGCCGCUUCCAAGAUUGACUAUGUCAAAUGGAAGCAGGAGCGCGCCGCACACCCGCACAAGGACGGCAGCUUCGAGUAUGCCGAGCAUAGCUACCUGGGUGACUCGCUUACCUUGGCUUGGGAUGACGGACAGUCCUAUGUUGCGAAGUAUAAGCCUUUCACCCUCCCGAACGGGCUGGAGGUGACAUAUGGCCAGAUCAACGGGCUGGCUGGUGACUUCUACGGCACUGUCAACCCCAUCAGUGAUGGCAGGGAUUUACAGGACCAACGCCAGCGUUUCCUGCGGGCGUGGUACUGGCUCGCCAUGGACACCACCCGUAACCCAACCGAGGCGCAAAAAAUCCUUAACACGCUCUCGACUGAGGUUGAUAUGGUCCAAGCCGCACUGGACAAGGGACAGGACCCAUCGACUGUAUACCCCAACAUCCCAGACGUCAACGUCCAGCUACAGCUCUACACCAUAACCCGUCCCGAUGAGUGCCCUAGCUACCUUGGUUUGGCCAAGAUCAACUGGGAUCACUUCGGCGCCGACGCCCGCACAGCCUACAACGCCUGCCACUCCGUCGCCCUGCAGGUCGCCGCCGGUGGAAACCUCCAGCUUGCCUACGCGAUGAACGCCUUCGGAGAUCACUUCCUCCAAGACUCCUUCGCAGCCGGUCACAUGCGCACCCCGAGACGCAAGCUCCACGACAGCGUUGGCGCGGCUGACCUAUGCGCCAAGUACAUGCACGACGAAGACAACGCCAUCGGGCUCUCUGUCAAGAGCCCCAUUGGCAGAGCCUGGCAUACAUUUGGUGAUAAGAAGCUGCUCGACAAGGAGGACAUUGCCAACAAGAACGAGGCCUGGAACGCGGUCCGGGCAUCUGCUGAUGAGAUCUACACUGCGUGGAAGACAAAGGUUGUGCCCCAGUAUCCCAAGUAUGCUGCUUGGAACUAUGCCCCGAUCUUGAGCGAGGUCUCUAGUAUUGUUGCGCCUCUUUUCAGGCCGGAUGGUCAGCGACGGGCGGAUAUCAGGAAGCGCUGCCAGGCGAAGUAUACGAACAACUAUUGGUAUUGGUCGACUGCGUCGGAUUGCGCGCUGAGUGGGUUGUGGGAUUAUCCGAUUAAGCCGACGGCGGAUUGUAAUAUCUGAUCAUUCUCACUUGAAUGUGACGGGAAGGAUCGGAUAAUGACGAGA